Messenger RNA from Elephantulus edwardii (Cape elephant shrew), 1020 nucleotides. It is a transcript of the gene ST3GAL1, whose product is annotated as ST3 beta-galactoside alpha-2,3-sialyltransferase 1. The transcript has 6 exons. The record is from RefSeq and is a predicted model, not a curated record. NCBI's taxonomy places the organism in Eukaryota, Metazoa, Chordata, Mammalia, Macroscelidea, Macroscelididae. Gene Ontology annotation, molecular function: beta-galactoside (CMP) alpha-2,3-sialyltransferase activity. The coding region runs from base 1 to 1020 and encodes 339 amino acids.
AUGGUGACCAGGAGGAAGAUGAAGCUGCUCACCUUCCUGGUUCUCCUCAUCUUCAUCUCCUUCUUCCUAAACUACUCCCACACGGUGGUGACCACCACCUGGUUCCCCAAGCAGAUGGUCCUGGGGAUCUCGGAGAACUUCUGGAAGUUCAUGAAGCUCCCACAGAGGCCCUGCACCUGCAGCCGCUGCAUCAGCGAGCUCCGGGUCUCCAGCUGGUUUGAUGAGAGGUUCAACCAGACGGUGCCGCCACUCUUGACCUUGCACAACUCGCUGCUGGAGGAGGGGACCUACAGCUGGUGGCUGAAGCUCCAGCGGGAGAAGAACCCCAAGAACCUGAAUGACACCGUUAAGGAGUUGUUCAGCGUGGUGCCAGGCGAUGUGGACCCCACGCUGGAGAACGAGGCGGUGGGCUGCCGGCGCUGCGCCGUGGUGGGCAACUCAGGCAACCUGAAGGAGUCUCAGUACGGCUCGCAGAUCGACGAUCAUGACUUCGUGCUGAGGAUGAACAAGGCCCCCACCGUGGGGUUUGAGGCCGAUGUGGGGAGCAAGACCACCCACCAUCUUGUGUACCCCGAGAGCUUCCGGGAGCUGGCUGAGAAUGUCAGCAUGAUCCUGGUCCCCUUCAAGAUCACUGACCUGCAGUGGGUGAUCAGUGCCACCACCAAGGGCACCAUCUCCCACACCUAUGUCCCUGUCCCCACAAAGAUCAAAGUGAAAAAGGAGAAGAUCCUCAUCUACCACCCGGCCUUCAUCAAGUACGUCUUUGACAGCUGGCUGCAGGGUCACGGGCGGUACCCUUCCACUGGCAUCCUCUCGGUCAUCUUCUCCCUGCACAUCUGUGACGAGGUGGACUUGUAUGGCUUUGGCGCCGACGGCAAAGGGAACUGGCAUCACUACUGGGAGAACAACCCAUCAGCCGGCGCGUUCCGGAAGACCGGGGUGCACGACGGGGACUUCGAGUCCAAUGUGACGGCCACUUUGGCGUCCGUCGGCAAAAUCCGCAUCUUCAAGGGGAGAUGA